This is a messenger RNA of Schistosoma rodhaini, 5425 nucleotides long. NCBI's taxonomy places the organism in Eukaryota, Metazoa, Platyhelminthes, Trematoda, Strigeidida, Schistosomatidae. The record is from the annotation of a GenBank genome assembly.
CGUUUUGGUUACAAAAAUAUUGGUAUGUUCUAUAUUUGGAGUGUUAUAUGUAGUUUAAAACUUUAGUAUUAAUAUAAUAACAUAUUGUUAUGUUAAUCAGGUAUGGGAACCUGUGCCAAUGCUAAUUUUUGCCACGUUGUAUGUUGAUGAUUUCUGUCUGUCUGACUUGGACUUAUUAUAGAGUUGUAUCUACUAAUUGGUAGGAAACUUUGGACGUAGGUUUCUUGCUAAUCGGCAUUCGUUAAUAUGAUGUACCUACAAUAUUGAUGGGACUGGUUCUUCCUGUAGGAUUUGAAAUCAUCUAACCUCACAGUCUGAAAUGAAAAAGUCCAAUUUAUGCGGUCCUUAAUUAACCUCCAAUGUUUCCCUCGUCGAUUUGUAUAAUUGGUAACGACUCGGUCCUAGUUUUAAAUAAACUUGUUGAAUUUUUACUAUCUCCAUUAAGUUGGGUUAACUCAUUUUAUAAAACAACAACAACAACAUUCUGUCAAGUGAUACUAAGUUCUUUCUUUGACAUAGGAUCGUUGAAAGAUUUAACUUGAUGUAUAUAACUGUAAAGAUUAACAAUACAAGCUCAAUGGAUUAAGAAGUGGACUAUUAACUUUCUAGUUGCGAGCUCAGAUGUUGCUUAAUUUAUUUCAAGCUGUCGGGUAGUAACGUCCUUAUCUUCCUCACAAACUUACGCUUCACUAACUAAAUAAGCAGGUUGACUUUUUCUAGGUGAGGAUCAACAGACUUAGACAGUCUCUUGUAAUAGAUCAACAAAUUUUCACCAAGAAUACGAAAAUGGUUGAUUGGUCGUUUGUUCUCCUAGUAAGCAGGAUAUUUUCUACCAUGAAAUUGUGAUUCACUUGUGUUCAUAUAUCUAAUUUCAGUUAAUCCACGUUUAUUCAUUGAAGCCUAAACAUUUAGGUAGUAGUACCCUAACGGAUUUGUUGAUUUGAUUCAUAAUUUUUGCUUACUUUCAAAGAAUAAUGCAUGGUCAUUGUAUUAGUAAAAAUCAUUUUAAAAGUAAUAUAGGGGUAGUGUGACAAUAUAAGUUUUCAUUGUUUUAGACUUUUUUAAAAUGCACUUUUCCGUCCAAAGAACAGUUCUCGGGUAGUUAUGUAUAUGUAUAUGCCAUAAAAUUGUGUUGCUCUACAAAAUAAUUUAAAUACAUACUAAUUUAAAAUGAUUGUUUCAUUCCUAAACUGUCAGUUAUGAAACAGAGGUUUGUUUGUUAAAAUAUUUGACUUUUUAUUUUUGUGUUACAGCUUCAAAUCUGUUUCUUCAUUUCACUGCCCAAGUAGUGUCUAGUAGAGUUUGUCACACGAACAUAAACUUGACCGAAUUCAUAAAACUUGCACCGAGUAAAUAAACUCACUCGAAUUAAUGUUUUUGUUGGUAAAUUUUCCAAAUGAACCAAAGUAGACUAUGUAUUACAUUCGCCCAACCACCACCUGCCUCAACGCGCCAUGUUUUCUGGUAUAAGAGUAAGUUGGAAGAAGGCUAGGAUCAGUCAAUACUAACGUAGAGUCUGGGACAUAUGUGCAUUGGCUCAAGUUGCCAUAAUGCAUUCGCAUGAUGAGACACCCUUAGAGGGCUUGAUCUUAUCCACGUAUGCGUCAUGUUAUAUAUCGCAUCUGAUUCGUUGACUGAAACUGAGCUACAAAUAAUUCAAAGUACACCAUUAUCCAGUAAAAGCAACGGAAAGAAAUGAAACAGACAACUACGUCAUCCUCUGUCAUUAAUACACCUCGACCAGGAGUGAAUAUCACUAGUUCUGCUGGAUUAAAUGGCGACAAUAAGCUUCAUCAUCGUCAUUUAAGUGGAUCCUUACCACACAGUAAUUCUAACGGUACAUCCAGUAUAAGUGACACAAUAAAUAUGAAUAGUAGUAGUUGUUCCAGCAUUGGUUCAUUCAAUAAUAACAAAAAUAAUACUACUAAUGAUAGCAAUAAUAGUAAUAACUCUAGUGUUAAAAUAACACGACAAAAUGAAAUUGACAAACUACAUACUUCUAACAUUAAUGAUAAUAAAAAUAAUACUAAUAAUAGUUGUUAUAAUAAAAUAAAACUAAAACGAUCUGUAAAACAUUCAACGGGACUGCGUCAUUCCCAAUCAUCUUCAAUAUUAUAUCCAUAUACAUUAAAUCAUUCACAUGAUAAUGAUAAUCUACUAUCUAGUUCUUUGAAUGACCGACCAUUUCCACUUACUAGAAAGAAUUCAUUAUCAAAUCCAUUAGAUGUAGCUAUUCCCCUGAGUAAUGAUUUACACUGUACAGUCACAUCAGCACAUAGUUGUGCGGAUCUCACUUCCGAUUCUACUAUUCACGAUGAUCAGUCGAGUAAAAAUAAGAAUGAAUAUCUAGAACCACGUGUUUUUCGGGCGCGAUUCAAUCAAGCUGGUAAUAUUAUUCAAAGAAAAUUAAUUGAACGUAUGCAUGAAUAUUCUAAGAUUGAAAAAAUUCAUAUUUAUGUCGGUACAUGGAAUGUGAAUGGUCGGAGUGAUACUAAUGGUAAUAUGCAAUUGGAUAAUUGGCUGAUAUCACCUGACGGUCAACCACCAGCUGAUAUUUAUGUAUUUGGGUUUCAAGAAAUGGAUUUAAGUUUCAGUGUAAUUACUCUAAAUAAAACUAGUUCUACUGGUCCAGAAGAACGAUGGAUUCAACAAUUAGAAGAAGCUUUAGGUGGUUUACUCAAACGACCUACAUCACAUUCUGUUUGGGCCCAAAGAACAGGUUCUGUAAAAUCAUACGCUGCUCAAUGGUCGCAUCAUACAGGCGGUGGUUAUUUACGAGUGGAACGUGUUCGCCUAGCAGGAAUCAUAAUGGUUGUUUACAUAUCAGCGCGUUUAUCUGCUCAUUUACGUCGUGAAGAAAUCUCUUGUCAAGUUGUACCUACAGGUGUUUUCAAUGUGAUGGGUAAUAAAGGUGGUGUUGGCAUUCGAUUGACCAUAUUUAAUUCUUCUUUAUGUUUUGUUAAUUGUCAUUUGGCUGCAGGUGAAGCGAAUCUUGAUCGUCGUAAUCAAGACUUUCGAGAAAUAACACGUAAAAUGUUAUUUGAAUUUCCAAUGAAUUCAAAAAAUUCCAUACAAUCAUCUGAAAAAGCAUUUAUUUCAGAUCAUGACAUUAUUUUUGUAUUUGGUGAUUUAAAUUAUCGUAUUAGUGGCCUGGAUUCACCUAGUGUUCGUAAAUUUAUUUUCGAAAAAGAUUUCUCUUCCUUACUCAAAUAUGAUGAAUUAUUAAAACUUAUGGAGAAUCGUAAUUUAUUUGAUGGUUUUCAUGAACCUAUUAUCAAUUUUGCUCCAACUUACAAAUUCGAUAUGAAUUCCAAUGUUUAUGAUUCUAGUGAUAAAAAUCGUGUUCCAUCCUAUUGUGAUCGUGUCAUAUGGUCGGGUGAUGGUUGUAAACCAAUUAUUUAUCGUUCACAUCCAGAAUUUGUUUGCAGUGAUCACAAACCUGUUUCUGCGUACUUUUCAGUUGAUCUGCGUCGUAUAAUACGUUCAGCAUUUCAACGUGCUUAUGAAUCCGUUCUACUCAGUAUAGAUUUAACCACAAAUUUAUCACUUCCACAAGCUGAAUUGGAUAGACAAGAAUUAGAUUUCGGUUGUGUGCAUUUUCACGAAUUAUGCAGUCAAUCAUUAACUUUAACUAAUAUUGGUCUGAAUGAUUUUCAAUUUAAAUUCUUACGUGAAGGUGUUGGAUCAUUCCCACCAUGGCUUACAGUUAACCCAUCAUGUGAUACUGUGAAACAGGGCAAUUCUAUCAAAUUAGAAUUUCAAAUAUUUGUUAAUUAUAAAGAAGUGUAUGCAUUGAAUAGUGGUACUGCUCAAUUAUCUACAAUUGUUGUAUUACAAUUAGAAGAUGGGAAAGAUUAUUUUAUCUCAAUUAAUGCUCAGUUUAUUCCAACAAGUUUUGGUUUACCAUUAAUUCUAUUAUUAAGUUUAGAAUCGGAACCUGUAAAUAAACUUUCGAUUAAUGAAUUACACGAGCAGAUAAAGUUGGCUCGUUCAGAAAAUAAUGACUAUUUUAAAACAAAAUUAUGCAGUUUAGUUGAUCGGAAACCAUUCCAUGUUCCGAAAGAAAUCUUUCGUCUUGUAAAUCAUAUAAAUGAAUAUAUAACAGAGCCUGAUCUAUUUCGUCAAAUGGGUCCAUCUUCUGACAUUGGUAUUAUACGUGAUAUAUUGGAUACAACUCCAGUUAAUUGUCCUUUUCCUGAAACAAUUUCUGUACAUUCAAUUUCAUCGUGUUUAUUAUUGUUUUUGAAUACACUCCCGGAAUCUGUGAUACCACAAGAAUUUCAUGAAAAAUGUUUUAAUUCAUUAGCAAAUUUCGAAUCUGCUGUACAGGCUUUACAGCAUCUUCCUAUUUGUAAUCAAAAUUUAUUUUAUUAUUUAAUUACAUUUAUGCAACGUUGUUUGACUUUCAAAGAACAGAAUGGUACAGAUAUUGAUCUACUUGCUCCAUGUUUUGGUGAGAUAUUCUUUCUUGAAUCGUCGUCGAACACAACAACAGCUCAAAAACAUGCUGUUGCAAUGAAACAGCUUAAGCGAGCCGCUUUCAUUAGCAUUUUUCUCCGUCAAAAUUAUUUCAUUUCUAAUCCUUCACUAGUGUCAACAUCUCAACACUAGUUCAUAGUAAUAAUAUUAUUAUUACCUUUUCUAAAACAAAUAGCCUUUUUUCUGUCAAUAAUGACAAAAUCUAUUUUUUAUUUUUCUGUAGUCUCAUCUAUUUUGUUAUUUGUUGUCAAUUUGAGUUUUGUCCCUUUUUUCAUAUUUCAGUUUAUUUUUUUCCCUUUUUUCAUUACUAUAGUCUUUCUGGAUAAAUAAUAAUAAUAAUAUUCAUUCCUUUAAAUUUCAUUUCACAAUUCUCAGAGUUUUCCAUGUAUGUGUACACCUCAACCAUUCUUUUUUUUGUUGAAACAAAAAUAGAAUAAUACAGGGAAACAAUUUUCAAACUGCUGAUAUUUUCCCAUGAAUUCUAUUAUCAUAUUACUGUUAUUACGUAAUAAUAAUAAUAAACUAUACUGUACGAUAAUAUUCUUUCAUGUUAGUCAUAAUAGUAAUAUUGAUAGACUAUAAUCUCAUGAUGUAAAGACGACUAUUUGUAAUUCCAUCAUUUCCAUUUCUUAACAAUCUCAAUUGAUAUCUAAAUGAACUAGCAUUCCAUAAUUUUACGAAUGACGAUGUGUGUCUGUUAAAGAUAAAUGAAGGAGAGUGAAAAUUUUCAUACCUUGCAUAGAGUGUUUCUUUUUCUGUUGUCUAUGUUUAUUGCUUGGUUUAUUUUUUUUGUUUUCUUGUUUCGUCAUUUAUUAUUAUCAUUAUUACUAUUAUUAUUAUCCUGUCGUUUAUACGACGGUGGUUCUUUUUUUCUGCGUUUAGUCAUGUUAUUUAAGAACAAGAUCAAAGUGAUGAGAAUAUUUUUCAAGAUAUGAGAUUGAUGUGG